AUGCUGGUCUCCUUGACCGUCGGAAAGGUCGACGCUGGUGUCGCUGUCCUGUUGACCCAAGACAACCGCCUGAUCGAAUUCCCCUCGGUUCUCCUGCCUAACAAUAUUACCUCCGGAAGCAUCGUUGAUAUUACCGUGGCGCGCAACAAUGCUGCAGAAGCCGCCAGCAUGGCCUCCUUCCAGGGCCUUCAAAAGCGCAUUCUCAACACUUACGGCAUCAAGACCCCUUCACCACCCAUACUGCGGCUCCGCAACGCUACACAAACCUCCCUUGUUCUUGAAUGGGACCCUAUCGACCUGGCCACCGCAUCCCUAAAGACCCUCUCGCUCUACCGCAAUGGCUCCAAGGCUGGUUCUAUUCCCCGGCCUCAUGAGACGCGCAGCACCAAGAUCAGUGGUCUCGCUAUCCACUCUGAAUACACAUUCCAUCUCGUUUUACGCACGACCGCAGGCACAUACCAAUCAGAGAAGUUGACUUGUCGGACACACAAGAUGACAGACCUGUCUGGUAUUACAGUGACCACUGGUAUUCUCAACGACCAGCGGAAGGAUGCUCUCGGUGAGGCUCUUGAUCGCAUUGGCGGAAGGCUCAUCGACUCCGUCAGAAUCGACACUACACACUUUGUCUGCUCGGAGGGCAGAGGCCCACUGUGGGAGAAGGCUGUCGAGAUGAACAUCCCAGUUGUGGUUCCUGAGUGGGUUGACGCUUGCGAGGCAGAGGGCACUAUCGUUAGCGUAAGGGGCUAUUACCUGAACGCCGACCCCAAGACCCGUCAACUUGGACCCAUCCACGGCUCAACGCAGCACCAGCGCACGACUUCCUCUAUAGCCUCUCCAUCGCGCCCGUCUCAGUCUCACUCACAGUCCUUAUCGCUUCCUGCAAGCCAACAAGAAGCAGAUCAAAGUGCCCCUGAAGCGCCGCCAACCCCGUUCCCUGGAGCUGAUAUGAGUGGGCAGCCAAAGGCAGAAGAUGAAGAGAAUGAUUCUUCAAAAGAUUCAGAGACACCGCCGCCUCCACCUCCAAAGGAUGAAGACUCCGAAGCCAGUGAGAUGCGGACAGUAGCAUCGCCAGAGGACAAGCAGGAGGAUGAGCCCAAAACUAACGGAGAAACCAAAUCAGAGUCGGCGCCACUACCUACUGAAGAUACCGAGGAAGAGGACUCGAAAGCACAAGACCUGUCCGAGAAAUCGGAUGAACAAGAUCACGAAAAUGGAGAUGACGAAAAGGAGGAAGAAGGGGAGGAAGAAAAGGAAAUCCUACCCAGUCCUAAAGGAGGUGAAACGGGAAAAUCGAAGGAACAUUCAGGGGAGUCAGAUUUCAAUGAAGUACCUCUCUAA
Messenger RNA from Aspergillus puulaauensis, 1338 nucleotides. RefSeq names its product putative chitin biosynthesis protein (Chs5) (gene CHS5). The transcript has 2 exons. Lineage: Eukaryota; Fungi; Ascomycota; Eurotiomycetes; Eurotiales; Aspergillaceae. The record is from RefSeq and is a predicted model, not a curated record. Gene Ontology annotation, molecular function: protein dimerization activity. The coding region runs from base 1 to 1338 and encodes 445 amino acids. Gene Ontology annotation, cellular component: trans-Golgi network; exomer complex. Gene Ontology annotation, biological process: Golgi to plasma membrane transport; conjugation with cellular fusion.